Oncorhynchus masou masou (cherry salmon) is the source of this 1426-nucleotide messenger RNA. RefSeq names its product ubiquitin carboxyl-terminal esterase L3 (ubiquitin thiolesterase) (gene uchl3). NCBI's taxonomy places the organism in Eukaryota, Metazoa, Chordata, Actinopteri, Salmoniformes, Salmonidae. Gene Ontology annotation, molecular function: cysteine-type deubiquitinase activity. Gene Ontology annotation, cellular component: cytoplasm. Gene Ontology annotation, biological process: protein deubiquitination; ubiquitin-dependent protein catabolic process. The coding region runs from base 61 to 645 and encodes 194 amino acids. The record is from RefSeq and is a predicted model, not a curated record. The transcript is spliced from 8 exons.
AACCAAUUUCUGCGACAGUUGGGUUUGCUGCCGACCUGGCAGUUUGGCGACGUGUAUGGGAUGGACCCAGAGCUUUUGAGCAUGGUGCCCAGGCCUGUGUGUGCUGUCCUGCUGCUCUUCCCUGUCACAGAGAAGUAUGAGUCUUUCAGGCUAGAGGAGGAGGCCAAGAUCAAGGCCCAGGGCCAGGAUGUCUCCCCAGAUGUCUACUUCAUGAAACAGACAAUCGGCAACGCCUGUGGAACAAUAGGCUUAAUUCACGCUGUAGCCAACAACCAGGAACAUCUGGAAUUUGAGACUGACUCUCCACUGAAGAUGUUCCUGGUUCAGUCCACUAAACUGAGCCCAGAGAACAAGGCCACCUUCCUGGAGAAAGAUGAGAGCAUCCGUGUUACACAUGAAUCUAGUGCACAGGAAGGACAGACCGAGGCACCAAGCUUGGAUGAAAAAGUGGACUUGCAUUUCAUUGCCUUUGUGAAUGUUGGGGGACAUUUAUAUGAACUGGAUGGCCGCAAGCCUUUCCCUAUUGCCCAUGGGAAAACAUCAGAAGUCCGCUUUCUUGAGGAUGCAACAGAGGUGUGUAAGACAUUCAUGGCUCGGGACCCCCAGGAGCUUCGCUUCACAGUGGUGGCCCUGUCCAAGGCAUGAACACGGCACUCACCGAACAAGAGAAGAAAAUACGACUGCCAAUCAUUCUCAAGUGCUGAAUUUUGUUAGCUCAUUAGCAUUUUUACUGAAUAGGUUAGCAUGUGGUAUGAUGACAAAAGGUUAACUGUAAAAAUAUAUAUAAUUAAAGUAAGCUAAGCUUGCGAGGAAUCAGUAGCCUGGUUCUAAAAACGAUUAGAUUGUCAGAUUAAAAGUUGUCAUGCAACUGAAAGUUAUUGAAGUGUGUGCCAUCACUACUUCCCCAUUGCCCCUUAGUACUUUCAAUGAUUUAGGCUGAAGUUUCCUGAAGUUAUAAAAAAGAAACCCGAAAUUGCUUCUUAGCAAGAGCAAUUACUCAAGCAGGAAUAUUGGUAGGACUGUGAGUGGGGAAGGGAAAACUGAAAACAAGCUGUUAUUGGCAGAGAGGUUUGGAACUGUUUUUCUUAUUGGUCUAUUAACUAAUUUACCUCCUGGUGAUGUCACCAGGCAGAACAAAACUCAAUCCCACCAAAACCGGCUGAAAUUUCAGGUGGUCUUUUCAAAAAGCUCUUACACCUAACAGGGAAUUAUCAUUUUCACAGUACUAUUCCAACCUCAUUGUGUGGAAAUGUAUAUAAAACAGGAAAAUCAGUUUUGACUGCAAUGGGCCUUUAAGUAUGUUUUGAUUAUUGAUUGACAUGGGGAGUGGUAAAAAGACGUGAUAUAGCUACUACCACCACCUACCACUGACAUGGUGCCUACCUUUUGUAAAAACUGGCAAAUUAAAAUACCGAAAUGGUUGAAA